UUACAUUUUUUUUAAAAUAUGGAUAUUGCAUUUAAUUGAGGGCGUUUUAAGAUUCAUAAUACAACUGAAAAUAGUAAAAUCAUAUUGGUAACCAUUACAUCUCCAAGUGUAUCUCRUCGAUUUAUGCAGCUAUAUGUUGGACCUAUAUUUUUCGGAGUCCAAUAGGAGGUUAUUCGGUGUCGCUUUAAACGUGGCCACUGUAAAGAGUCACCAGGAUAUAACUUAUAUAUUUUUUUACAUUAAAGAUAGACGUCGUCAUUUAGCCACCGUCCGUAUUUUUAUUAUAGUGUAAACAAAAAAAUGUUUUUAUGUUUUGCUAAACUCUUAGGUUAGUCUUUCCGGCUUGUCAGCUCGCUCUACUCUGUGGCGGCUGAAGAAAAAAAGAACCAGUUGGCAAGCGAAGCGAACGCUCGGAGCCAGUAGCAAACUAGCCAUUUCAUCGUUUAUUUUUGUCGUAAGCGUUGGCUUACUUGUGAAGAUUGUGUCGUUUUAUCCUAAAGACUGUUUGGAGUUUGUCUGCCUUGGAUUACGGAUAUUACACAUUUUCCCUGUAUUAAACAUUAACUGUGCUAGCUAGCUAAACAUUUUAUUUGUGCGACGACAGCUGUCAUUUGGAGAAGGAAAAGUGAUCCGUCAUGCGUGUGCAAUGAAGCUGAUCUCUACUGGAUUUACAUUUUAGCAUCCUUCAAAUGGGCGACGUUAACGUUCAAUAUUUGAGAACUGCGGUGGUAUUGCCUUAGUAACUAGUGUGGCCACCUAGCUUGCUACUUAUACUUAUCGUUGGACAGAAGACAGCUAGUUAGCUGGCUAUAUCAUUCAUUCAGCGUCAUAAAUACACUAACUACAAAGUGAUAUAACUAUAGCAAUAUCGCUUACAAUUUUGGACAUGAAGAAAAUAACCUACUAUUCAUAGGGUUGAAAGAAUGUCAUCAGAGGAUAAGACUGUGGAGCCCUCUGACCAGGGACCCUCGCUGCCCUCUGUUAGUGCAGGGGCCACAUCCACAGGAAGCCCUGCCCAGACAGACAAGCGCCCCAGGGGCAGACCUCGCAAGGAUGCUGCCACCACCAUCGUACCCCAGGCGCCACCCACAACUACAUCCAAGACCAGGAAGAAGGGGCGUACCAGAGGUAGAGUGGUUGUGGAGGAGGAGGACAGCAGCAUGGACGGGACGGAGGCAGCCGCCUCAGAGAGCCCCCUCAGGACAACAACAGUGACCUGGCCCCUGGUCGAGGAGCCGGCCCGGCAGAGCCGUUGUGAUUCCCUUGGUGAGGUGUUAGACCAAGCGGCGUUCCGCGACCGGAGCUUUGUAGGCUUCUCGGGCAGAGGCCCCUCUCACUUGUUCACUCCCCAUCCACGACCGUCCUCGAGCGUGGAGUGUCCAGUGAUGGAGGUGAAGGGUCAGAUGAUUCAUGUCCCAGAAUCCUCUACUCUGAUGUUCCUGGGUUCCCCCCGGGUAGACAAGCUGGAGGAGCUGAUGGGCAGYGGCCUCUACCUGUCAGACAUCCCCAUCCACGACGCCACGCGUGAUGUCAUACUGGUGGGACAGCAGGCCAAGGCACAGGACGGCCUCAAYAACAGGAUGGACAAACUCAAGGCCACCCUAGAAAAGACACACCAAGCUCUAGAAGAGGAGAAGAGGAGGACAGUAGACCUUCUCUACUCCAUUUUUCCUGGUGACGUGGCCCAGAAGCUGUGGCAGGGGGAGUCUGUCCCCGCCAGGAAGUUUGAUGAUGUCACCAUGUUGUUCUCUGACAUCGUGGGCUUCACUGCAGUGUGUGCCCAGUGUACCCCCAUGCAGGUCAUCAGCAUGCUCAACGAGCUCUACACAAUUGAGACUAUAGGCGACGCCUACUGUGUUGCGGGCGGGCUCCACCAAAAGAUUGACAGCCAUGCCAAGCCAAUCGCACUCAUGGCCCUGAAGAUGAUGGAGCUGUCAGAGGAGGUGUUAACGCCGGACAGCAAAUCCAUCAAGAAUGGUGACUGGCUCUCGUUCAAGGGCAUUGAGAAAUAG
Molecule: messenger RNA, 2012 nt
Organism: Salvelinus sp. IW2-2015
Lineage: Eukaryota; Metazoa; Chordata; Actinopteri; Salmoniformes; Salmonidae
Source: RefSeq, a predicted model, not a curated record